UAGCCGCGUAAUCGCGAAUUUAAAAUUAAUAUAGUGAAGCGCAAAGGCGUUAAAAAAACUGCAUUUAAAUACAGUCGAUUAUCGAUACAAAAACUUCGGUGCCGUUGACAGACUUGGCGGUCUUCAUAAAACACCUCUAAAGCUUGCUUCGUGGGUUAAAAACGAGCUUCGUGGGCUACAUCUUACUUUUCCAGCAUAGAAAUAAAGCAGAUUUUGACUUCAAGAAGCCAGAAGUACUAGUUUGCUAGCUUACUGACACUUACUUGCUAACCCAGCGGGAAAACUAGACUCGUACAUCCCGGCCAUAACAGGGAAUUAUGUCAUUUUGACACUUUUGGUACUCUCAUGAUAUAAUAUUUCAGAUUAUUUUGUUCCAUUUUGUUUUUAUUUCAGAGAAAGUUAUGUUUAUUUUGAUAUAUUUUACAAAAUGAAGGUAGAAAAUGCAGCAUACGAGUCAUACGAUCAUGCUCAACAAACAGCGCACUUAAAAACAUUAGAUUUGUUAAAACACGAGUUUAUGCAAAGAGUCGAAAGUCCCCCAAUUACUUAUGAAAAAUCUCUACAAAGCUUCGAUAACAUUAAAACUAUUGGUACUGGUGCAUUUUCAUUAGUGUUUUUAGUUCGAGAUACCACAAGUUUUACGUAUCAUGCCAUGAAAGCAAUAGAUAAAGAAGAGGUUAUACGGAAAAAGUGGCUGAAGCAAUUAUCAAUGGAAAAGAAGAUUCUGCUAAGUGUCCAUUUUCCAUUCGUAACAACAAUGGAUUAUUGUUUAAAAGAUAAUGUGUAUGUUUAUUUUAUAUUACCAUAUAUGGUUGGAGGUGAACUGUUUACAAUGUUAAGGAAAUAUGGCUGUCUAUCGGAAGAAUCGAGUAAAUUUUAUGCAGCACAAGUGGUUCUAGCGUUAGAAUAUCUGCAUCAUUGUGGGGUUAUUCACAGAGACAUUAAACCCGAAAACAUAGUUAUCGGCAUAACUGGUUAUAUAAUGUUAGCUGAUAUGGGGUUCAGCAAAAUUAUAAAAACUCGAACGUGGACAAUUUGCGGGACACCAGAAUAUUUGGCGCCGGAAAUUAUAACAUCAAAAGGUUACUCGUUUGCCGUUGACUGGUGGUCAUUAGGUGUGCUAAUUUUUGAAAUGUGUGCCGGCUAUCCGCCUUUCUUCAGUGCGGACCCUAUGGUCUUAUACGAGAAAGUUCUUAGAGGUCACUUUAAGACACCGGCGAGCAUGUCUAGUGGCUGCAAAUCUUUAGUAAAGCAUUUGUUAGAAGUAGAACCUACUAAGCGCAUGGGUGCACUCAAAGCAGGUGUGUUUGAUAUCAAAAGCGAUUUUUGGUUCGUUGAUAUUAAUUGGAAUAUGAUACUACAUCAAAAAGUGGUGCCUCCAUUUGUUCCUAAAAAUGGAGCAGGUGAUACAUCAAAUUUUCGAGAUUUACCAGAACAGAAGGUUAAGGUAUCUCCGGUUUGUUUAUAUGAAAAAGAAUUUGAAAACUUUUAGCUCAAAAUCACAAGACAUAUUAGUAUAGAACAAAGUGAAUUAUUGUGCUUAUGUCUAUAAGGUAAAUAAGUUUCUUUAUAAGUUUCAUUUUUGUGAAAAUAA
Molecule: messenger RNA, 1594 nt
Organism: Helicoverpa zea (corn earworm)
Lineage: Eukaryota; Metazoa; Arthropoda; Insecta; Lepidoptera; Noctuidae
Product: cAMP-dependent protein kinase catalytic subunit beta-like
Exons: 1
Coding region: 428-1492 (354 amino acids)
Biological process (GO): peptidyl-serine phosphorylation
Cellular component (GO): nucleus; cAMP-dependent protein kinase complex
Molecular function (GO): ATP binding; cAMP-dependent protein kinase activity
Source: RefSeq, a predicted model, not a curated record